UUUCUCCUGCUUAGAUGGCUUAGAACUGCAAUUGCUAAUUAUAAAAGUUGUUCUCUUUACAUAGUUUAUAAUGUAGAGAAUAAUCUUAAGGCUUAUAGCAGUGUUUAUAAGCCACCUACUAUAAAGCUUAGGAGACCUUCUAAAAUUAGUAAUAAAGAUAGUAAAGCUCUGUUUAAGAAGUUAAUCUGCAGCAGAUAA
This is a messenger RNA of Lindgomyces ingoldianus, 198 nucleotides long. RefSeq lists its product as uncharacterized. Lineage: Eukaryota; Fungi; Ascomycota; Dothideomycetes; Pleosporales; Lindgomycetaceae. The record is from RefSeq and is a predicted model, not a curated record. The annotation marks the transcript as partial. The transcript has a single exon.